AGCUGGGCUGCGCAGAAAUGGUGCGCAGACACUCCGCUUAUUUCACUUCCUUGAAGCGAGGUCAUAUAAAACCGUUUUCUUCAAUCGUUGCGUUCUCCCGUAGGUUCGCAACAAAGACUGGCUGGAUUUAAAGACUGAAGACUCAGCUGUAAGUCAUUCUCUCCAUCCAGUUCCACCAAGCAGUGUCCUGUCUGCUUCCACCAUGUGUUCUCUCAGAGAAGACAACCAGUUGGAGUCAGAUCACAUGGCUGAUUUUUCCGAUAUAAACAGUCGCCUGGACUCAUUCCGUGGCUCUAGUCUGGCCCAGCAAAUACCAGCUGAAAGGUUGGCCCGGGCCGGCUUCUACUUUACUGGCUGUGCCGAUCGUGUCCGCUGUUUCAGCUGCGGGAAGACUGUGGAAAACUGGUGCAGGGGGGACACACCGGUGGAGAGACAUAAAGAGGUUUCCCCGUCAUGCAUAUUUCUCAGCUUCACCCAACGCACCAAUUUCAACCUAAGUUGUGAAAACAGACUGACUAAUGGUUUUUCAUACAACGAAGAAGCAGAAGACAUGGAAUAUCGUUUGAGGAGAGGAGAGGUGGUGGAUGAGUCCACCUACCCAAUGGCCCCUCAUAUGAGGAGUGAGGAGGCCCGGCUUCAUACCCUGUCUACGUGGCCCUCUAGUGCUCCUGUGAGACCCCGAGAUCUGGCCCAAGCCGGCCUCUAUUACCUCGGCCAGGGGGACAAGGUGCAGUGCUUCUGUUGUGGAGGCAUGAUGGCUGGCUGGGAAGUGGGGGACACCGCUUGGGAAGAGCAUAACAAACAUUUUCCCAACUGCUUCUUCAUCCUCGGUCACGAUGUGGGCAACAUCCCACUGCAGGGGGUGGCAGUGGAGGAGGAGAGCGGCGGCAGACAACAUGCAAGCGCUCGUGUCCUAAUGGGGAGUUUUGAGGAGAGGCUUGGGAGCUUUGCAGGCAUCUCUCAUUCGAUUGACCACGAGAGGCUUGCCAGAGCUGGCUUCUACAGCUCAGGCACUGGAGACAAGGUGUUAUGUUUCCGGUGCGGUGGGGGCCUGAAAGGUUGGCAGCCUGAAGAAGACCCUUGGGAAGAACAUGCCAAACACUACCCUGGAUGCAGCUUCCUGAUAACAGAAAAAGGACAAGCAUAUGUCAACAGUAUCCAGCUACAAGACCCACGACGUAACAGAGCUGCUUCAACUAAUCAGAAUGGAUUUUAUGGACAUGGGAAUGAGGUGCUGGAGUCCGCCAUGGCUCAGAAGGCCGUUGGGAUGGGUCUGGAGCCCAGUGUGGUGGAAAAGACUAUCUUGGAUAAAAUCAGCAACACAGGCUCCGACUACUCAACCCUGGAAGCACUUGUGGAGGAUAGUCUUAACAACUCACAGAAGCAAGAUGAGGACCCGCUGGAGAAACUGCGGGAGCUGCAGAGAGAGAAACUGUGCAAAAUAUGUAUGGACAGAGAUAUUGGAAUCGUCUUCAUCCCAUGCGGACAUCUGGUCACCUGUACAAAGUGUUCAGAGUCAUUCACCAAGUGUCCGAUCUGCUGUGGAGCCAUAACACAGAAGAUCCAGACCUACGUUGCCUAACUGCAUCUCAGACAUUUGCAAAACAUCAACGCUGCUUUCUCACUGACUUUAUAAUAUUGUAUUUUAAUACAAAAUGUAGAUAGCCUGUGAAUUAUGUUUGUGUAUAUAGAUAUACAUAUAUAUAUAUAUAUAUGAGAGAGAGUGAGAUAAUGUAGUUUGUAUGUGAAUGAGUAAUCAUCACUAUGUUUUCACAACCAUUCAGGUGGUAAAUAGCUGAUAAUAUACGAUGGGAGGACUGGUAAAUGGCUGGUAUUGAUUUUGUAGGUGAAACUUUCAUUUCACAUUUGAAAUAAUUACCGUGUUGCCAAAAGUGCCUUUCUCUAGGUUCAUGUACUUGUGUCACAUUUUCUUUGUUUGAUUAUGUACACGUGGCAAUUGAUCUUGAUAUUGGAUAGGAUAACUGCUGAUUUCACACACUCAUGCCUGACUCAUCUAUUUAGUAUGCGGUACCUAGGCCCUCAUCCUUGUCUUUCUGUGCUUCAUAUUGCAAUGUGUAAAAGUAGAUCAUUAACUCAUUCCAAAUUCUUUAGAACGGACUUAAUCAACACUACACAAGACUUACACUCAUUCAAUCUGCAAUGAAUCAGUGAUGUUUGAAAUUAUUUUACCAUUCCAUCAUCUGUUGUGUCGUAAAGAGUGAAUAAAUUGUAAUAUUUUUGGACUGGGAUAAUGUUUUUCCUUGAUCAAUACUAUACUUAA
Messenger RNA from Pungitius pungitius (ninespine stickleback), 2281 nucleotides. RefSeq names its product X-linked inhibitor of apoptosis (gene xiap). The transcript has 8 exons. Gene Ontology annotation, cellular component: cytoplasm; nucleus. The record is from RefSeq and is a predicted model, not a curated record. The coding region runs from base 203 to 1582 and encodes 459 amino acids. NCBI's taxonomy places the organism in Eukaryota, Metazoa, Chordata, Actinopteri, Perciformes, Gasterosteidae. Gene Ontology annotation, molecular function: ubiquitin protein ligase activity; cysteine-type endopeptidase inhibitor activity involved in apoptotic process. Gene Ontology annotation, biological process: negative regulation of apoptotic process; positive regulation of canonical Wnt signaling pathway; regulation of cell cycle.